Molecule: messenger RNA, 234 nt
Organism: Clunio marinus
Lineage: Eukaryota; Metazoa; Arthropoda; Insecta; Diptera; Chironomidae
Source: the annotation of a GenBank genome assembly
AUGAAUCAGCAACAUACAAUAAAUGUUUCACUGCAACAUUAUGUAAAAAAUCAUAUAAAUACAAAAUGUCUAAAAGCAACAUCGAAAGCAUUAGAAAAGGGAGUUGAUGUUGAUGUUUCUGAUGUCCAUUUGAGAAAGAAACAAAUUUCUUUAAGUAAGGUAACCGUAGAUAAAGAUUCUGUAGAUUAUCAUCUUGCUGUCAACAGUUCAGCGUCUUGGGACAUAAAAUAUUGA